Molecule: messenger RNA, 321 nt
Organism: Zymoseptoria tritici IPO323
Lineage: Eukaryota; Fungi; Ascomycota; Dothideomycetes; Mycosphaerellales; Mycosphaerellaceae
Exons: 1
Coding region: 1-321 (106 amino acids)
Source: RefSeq, a predicted model, not a curated record
AUGCUCAUAGUGCUGCUAGAACUCCUCGUCGAUGCGGUCUCGGUACCAGCAGUCGGUUUGACCGUCGCAUCUGAAGAUGCAGCGGGGUUGACAGCAGAUACUGGCGGCCCGAUAUCCGACAUUGAAGCCGCUGCGGUGUUUGAGCUUGAAGCGGAAGGAACCCGAGGGUCGGUCGAAGCGGUAGAAGAGCCUCGCACGAUCACAGUCGUCGAACCAGCGAUCGGUCCAGCCGUCGUGGGAGAAGGACAUGCAGCGUACGUCGCAGAGUUCGAUCCGGACCAGGAAGCUGAAGGAGCCGACGCGUCCGUGCUAGAGUCAUGA